AUGGCACCAGUGGUAGAUACCUCAGCGAUUCCAGGUACAGUAACCCUGGUUGAUGUGCAGCAUGUCCUGCAUACUCGACAUCUAGAUCGAGGCGAUCAGGAUAUCGUCUUGAUUCCUACCCCAUCUUCCGAUCCCGAUGACCCCCUCAAUUGGAGUCCAAGGAGAAAGUUACUGUCCACCAUCUGCGUGAGCGUGUAUACUCUGUUCGCGGGAAUUGCUUGCUCGGUGGUCUACUCAGUACUCACGCAGUUGUCGGAGGAUACGGGAAUUUCGGUCGAUACACUAAACCAAGGAACGGGAUACAUGUUUUUGCUAGCAGGAUGGGGGUUGUUAUUUUGGCAACCUUUUGCUAUGCAGUAUGGAAAGCGGGCGACAUAUCUUCUAUCCCUGGCGGGAAUCCUGGGUACGACUAUGUGGGGUCCCUACGGAAAAACACAAGGUCAAUGGAUUGCGAGGAACGUUGUACAAGGCUUCUUCACGGCACCAAUUGAAGCUCUUCCAGAAAUCUCAGUCACUGAUGUGUACUUCACUCACGAGCGCGGAACUUAUAUGGGUUUAUAUGCGUUCUUCCUGGCGGGCAGUAACUACUUUGCGCCAGUCAUCUGUGGCUUCAUUGCGCAGUACCAAGGCUGGCAAUGGGUCUUUUACUGGCCUAGUAUCUUCUGUGGCUGUGCCAUGAUCUUUCUAUUCUUCUUUAUGGAGGAAACAAACUAUGUUCGCAAGGACAGUGUCGAAAGCUCUACUGUCGCCAAUGUGCGGUUGAGUUCUUCUCAUGACUCUCACAGCAGCGACCAUGAGAAGGCUCCGGUUUCCGAUGAACCUGUUUCUACGCCGGAGCUUGGAUCAAUGCACACGAAGAAAAGCUAUUGGCAGAAACUGUCACUUCUGGGACCUCAACAGGAACAGAAUACAAUGCUACGCAGAAUUUGGCAGAGUCUGUAUUUCUUGUCUUGGCCCGUGAUCUUCUACGCUGGAUUCUCAUAUGGCUCGUACCUGGUGCUCUUCAAUAUCCUCAAUGGAACCGCAUCUAUUAUCCUGGGUGGCUCUCCGUAUAACUUCGGGACAUCAAUGGUUGGUCUCAGUUACAUAGCUUGUUGUCUCGGCGUGGCUCUUGGAUCAAUCUUCACCGGACGAUUCAGUGACUGGCUAACUAUCAACCUUGCUCGUCGCAAUGGAGGAGUUAUGGAGGCCGAACAUCGUCUCUGGCCAUUCGUUGCCUGUCUCUUCUUCGUGCCUGGCUCACUUCUGCUCUGGGGAGUAGGAGCGGCACACGAUGUACACUGGUUCGGUCUCAUUGUGGCUAUGUGCAUGCUUGCAUUUACGAAUACCUGCGGUAUUACUCUCAGCGUAAACUACAUGGUUGACAGCUAUCGGGAGUUGAGUGGAGUAGCAAUGGCUACUGUUAUCUUGGUGCGAAACACCAUGUCUUUUGCCAUUGGCUAUGGAAUUACUCCAUGGGUUGAUGAUCUCGGAUAUCAGAACUGUUUCGUCUCAGCCGCGUUUGUCGGUAUGGCAUGUGCAUCUGUGUUCCUGGUGAUGAUCAAGUUCGGAAAGUCUUGUCGCAUUCGCAGUCGGGAGAAGUACUGGAAGAUUGUACAGGAAAACUGGGAGAAGGGAAUGGGCCACUGA
Penicillium malachiteum is the source of this 1629-nucleotide messenger RNA. RefSeq names its product putative MFS transporter. Gene Ontology annotation, biological process: transmembrane transport. Lineage: Eukaryota; Fungi; Ascomycota; Eurotiomycetes; Eurotiales; Aspergillaceae. Bases 1 to 1629 code for a protein of 542 amino acids. The record is from RefSeq and is a predicted model, not a curated record. Gene Ontology annotation, molecular function: transmembrane transporter activity. The transcript is spliced from 9 exons.